Messenger RNA from Chara braunii, 1405 nucleotides. NCBI's taxonomy places the organism in Eukaryota, Viridiplantae, Streptophyta, Charophyceae, Charales, Characeae. The record is from the annotation of a GenBank genome assembly.
GCGUUCCUUAAGCUCACCGAGUACUUGGUCACCAGGGCGAAAGAUAUCGCUGACGAGGAUGAGUUGGUCUCGUUGUAUGUUUAUUGACUUAUUUGGGCCGGAGUCCAAUUUUCAUACCGGCCUGAUCCAAAGGAACCCGGUGGCUACCGAGGAUGGUGUAGGGUCGGGUGAGGAGGAGGAUUUGGAGGAUGAUUCGCUGACCUUAACGGAGGAGGAAAAAGCGUACCAUGCUAAGCUACUGGAGGAGGGUAGGUUGGAUAGGGUGAAGGCGAUCGCGGCUAACCAGAAAACCUGCGUCAACAAGUACGUACGCAAUGCCUUCCUCCCCACAGUCCCGUCGAGAUGGGUAGAGGCCCAGUCUAGGUCCGUGGAUGACAAGCUUUGGGACCUGUACACGUUCAAUUAUGUAGCCCCGAUCCAUGCUGACUCGUAUCGGUUUCUAGCAUCUCUCACGGGGGAGAAAAUGAAAAAAUGCAGGGAGAAGGCCCUUACAGAGAACACCGAGUUGAUUAAGGGGAAUUACCCGCUCACCCCGGAUGCAAUAAAGCUCCCGGUCAUUGGGGGUUUUGACCGUACUAAGUGUGGUGUAUCUGCGUCGGCACUUGCAGUGAGAGGUUUUCUGGGACCGAAGGUGCAGACGGUGAUUGUGGAAUUGAAACGCAUCUGGAAUGUGGGCUGCCCGUACCUGAAGUGCCAGUGUGUGGCAGAGGGAAAGGGGGAUUGCGGGAAGAACAUCUCUUGGUUCGAUCAUGUUUUCUGGUACCUCCUCUCUGACCUUUUCUACCUUUUCCCGGAGGCUUCGUCCCUCAGGGCUCGCGCUCGUGCUUUCAGGGUCAGAGCGAGGUCCAUAUGGCGGGCUGUCGUCUUGUCCAUGGUAGUGUUCACACACAUGAGGGAUGUGAUGGUGAAAAUGGCGUUCAGUGUCACUAUGGAUCCUUCCAGGACUGCGCAGGACAUCAUUGAUGAUCCGGCCAUCAUGCUCCACAAAUUCCCCCGGACCAUGGCGAAGCUCAUCCUUCCUGCACGUUACGUCCGCACAGCCCAGAAGAGGGCUCUGGAAGCCGCCCCUGCAUCAUCGGCCAAGAAAGCAAGGACGGCGCAGCAGUCUAUCUUGGAGUUCUAUGUCCCCCCUUCUCGUGCUGGGACCUCUGUGUCUUCGCAGGAUCAGUCUGCGCCAUCUUCUGCCAGCACCCCCCCAUCCUCCUCCAUCAUUGUCCAGGAGGAUGGGCAGGCGUCUGCAUGCAACAGACCUUUGCGAAGGAGUCCGAGGGGUCUGGGCUUAGUUAGGGCAUCGCUGUUUAAGAACUGACUGAUGUGGGUGGUUUCUUUCGUUUCGUUUUGCACGAUGUCGAAGAACCUGGGGAUUCAUGUUUCGUGAUCCCUCGGGCCGUUGCAAAUGGCAGAA